AUUUUAAAGUUUACAUUUGCUCUCCUCCCAAAACCCUAAAUGGCCCCUGCAAAUAUAAAGGCUCUCUUUUCCCGCACCAUCCCUCACUCUUUGUCUUUUUAGAUAACCCUAAGCCGCCAUCUGCAUCUGCAGCAAUGCAGAUCUUCGUGAAAACCCUAACCGGGAAGACCAUAACCCUAGAGGUUGAGUCCUCUGAUACCAUCGACAAUGUCAAGGCCAAGAUCCAAGACAAGGAGGGCAUCCCUCCGGACCAGCAGCGCCUGAUCUUCGCCGGAAAGCAGCUCGAGGACGGCCGCACACUCGCCGACUACAACAUCCAGAAAGAGUCGACGCUUCAUCUCGUCCUCCGCCUCCGCGGUGGUGCCAAGAAGCGCAAGAAGAAAACCUACACCAAGCCCAAGAAGAUCAAGCACAAGAAGAAGAAGGUCAAGCUCGCUGUCCUCCAGUUCUACAAGGUCGAUGAUUCCGGAAAGGUCCAGCGCCUCCGGAAGGAGUGCCCCAACGCCGAGUGCGGCGCCGGCACUUUCAUGGCCAACCACUUCGACCGGCACUACUGCGGCAAGUGCGGCUUGACUUAUGUUUAUCAGAAGGCUGGCGGUGAUUAAUUAGGUUGUAUUUCCGAAUCCGGUGUUUUAAUUUUUAUUAUUGGGAAUUUUGUCUUGUAGAAUUAAUCGCGGAGUUUUGGAUCUGAUUUUUGUUGCACAAUCAUGAAUUUAUUUUGCUAUAACUUUCUGUCA
Molecule: messenger RNA, 737 nt
Organism: Malania oleifera
Lineage: Eukaryota; Viridiplantae; Streptophyta; Magnoliopsida; Santalales; Ximeniaceae
Product: ubiquitin-ribosomal protein eS31 fusion protein
Exons: 1
Coding region: 135-605 (156 amino acids)
Biological process (GO): protein ubiquitination; modification-dependent protein catabolic process; translation
Cellular component (GO): ribosome; nucleus; cytoplasm
Molecular function (GO): ubiquitin protein ligase binding; structural constituent of ribosome; protein tag activity
Source: RefSeq, a predicted model, not a curated record